UUGUGCUUUAUGUUAACGGUUUAAAUUUUUUGGCGGGCUUCUUCUGUCAGCUGAUCAUCUUCCUUGAUUCACAAUAGAUUAUGAAUGUUGCUUGUAACCGUCAUGAUGAUAAUUCCCCAAUCUUGUUUAUCGAUUUUAACCAAGAUUACACAUCUAUUCAAGUUGGGACAAAAACGGGAUACAGCCUCCUGUCAACUGUUGGUGAUCAGGUGACUGAGACAUUUUCUUCUACCGGUGAUCCUAUGUGUAUUGUUGGAAGAUUAUUUAAUCGAAGCUUAGUUACAUUGGUCUCACAGAACGAUAUGCGCAGGCUACUAGUUGCACAUUCCAGAAUAAACACAUUGAUAUGCCACUAUCGUUAUACCUUGACUAUAUUAGCUGUUAAAAUGAAUCAUCAGCGUUUAGUAGUUUGUGUAGAAGAUGGAAUAUUUAUUCAUAAUAUGCGUGAUAUGCAAUUAUUGCACAAAGUUGAAGAAACUCCACCUAACCGAAAUGGUGUUAUUGCUUUAUCGGCCAAUGAAAGCAAUUGCUAUUUAGCCUAUCCUGGCUCUCAUCGUGUUGGAACUGUUUUCAUUUUCGAUGCAUUAAGUUUUCAAAAUGUUACAUCUAUCGCUGCCCAUGAUGGUCUACUAGCAUGUCUUACAUUUAAUGCGAGAGCUAAUUUAUUAGCGACCGCAUCAGAAAAAGGCACUGUAAUACGAGUGUUUUCUAUUCCACAAGGAGAAAAAGUGAUUGAAUUUCGUCGUGGACUUACUCGCUGUGUAUCUAUCUGCUCUCUAUCAUUCAGUAUGAAUAGUCAAUAUCUUGUUGCCGCUAGUCAUACAGAAACAGUGCAUAUAUUCAAAUUGGAAAGUCAUUCUUCUGAAAAGACACCUGAAGUUCAAACUGAUCACUAUACUAGACAACGUACUACGUCUUCUAGUUCUGGAGCUAGUCAAGUUGCUGGAUGUAUUAUAGAUGAUUGUGAUCCGCCUUCAUCUGAUGAUAUUGGCACAAAUUACCCGGGAUGUAUAGAUAUAAAUACUGCUGGUUUAGAUAAUACUAAUACUACAACUGGUGCAGCGGCAGCUACUAUGGCCAGUUGGAGUCAAGGUUUAAUGGGAUGGAUGGGAAGUACUCUAAAAACAUAUUCUGCUUAUCUACCACAUCAAGUUUCCGAAAUAUUUGCUCAGGAUCGUGCGUUUGCAUAUGCUCGAAUACCAUGUGCAUCAGUUAAUAGCCCAUUUCGUCCACCAGGCAGUGGUAGUCCUGUAACCAUGACUCCAACCGGAGAGUUGGUUAAUCUUAAUUAUGUUGGUUCGACAACUUCAAUUCCUCAAGGUAGUUUAAUGCAGUUGUCACCUGGGCAAAGGAAAGUGGCUGCUCUUGUUUACUAUCAGAAUCAACCACGAUUAAUUGUCGCUGGCCUAGACGGUCUUGUGCAUAUUUUCUCUAUUGAUCCAGUCAAUGGUGGUGAAGGUGUUUUAAUAAGAACUCAAAGAUUACUAUCUCCACUUUCAACAAAUAAUCAACCAACUAGUAUAUCAUCUGUAGCAAUGAAUCCUAAUUCACCGUACGAUUCAAACUCUCUUCCAACAUCUAAUAUUACUAAUAGUAAUGUUAAUAUUUCUACCGGAGAUGGUAAUACAUCUAAAAAUGUCAAUUGUAUUCGAACUGGCGGGCCUCAACAACCAGGUGUUUAUGCAUUACCAGCGUCUGUUGCUACAACUGUCAAUUUAUCCAGUGGCAGUAAUCCAGGCGUUGUUACAACUGGUAAAGUCAAUACAUUCGCAUCAGUUGUUGCUGGUGGUAUAAAAGAUGAAAGCACAAACGUUACUGGUGGUAAUCAAUCACCGAAUUCCAUGAAGUCAGCAUGUCAUGAUGAGUGAAUGAAUCGAUAAUGUAAAUGGAUCAACACAACCCCCCUCUACACACACACACACGCAUCAAGAAAGAUUUGUCUACACUGCAAUAUUUCAGAUUCAAAUGUUGUUGUCGUCAUAGUUGUUAUUUUAAUUUUGCUGAAUAAUUGGCUAAAUGAUUUUAAUCGUGUAUUUUGACUAGUUCAUUAUCAUCUUCGGUUUAUUUUUGUCAUUCAAAGUUUUAUGUACAAUGAAUUCUCAAAAACGAUAAUUUCAGUUGUUAGUGUGUUUUUAGCGUUUUAUUAUUAUUAUUUUUUGAGUGCCCAUUUUGUUAAAUAAAACACAGAAAUUCUGUUAUUUACUCUUUUCGAAUAUUGUUAGAGUAAACGAAACUGGCGAAUCUAACCAACAUACACAAACACACACACACAUCAUACACACUCUUCAACAUUAUGCCUAGGUUUUUCCAACCAUCUUUAUUUUCAUAAAGUUUAUUUGACGUUUAUUUCCCACCAUCCAUUAAAUGCCUCUGUGUAUAUCGAAAAAAAGUUGUUCUCAGCCAAGGAUAACAGACAAAAAAAGAAGAGAAAUAUUACAGGG
Schistosoma intercalatum is the source of this 2441-nucleotide messenger RNA. The record is from the annotation of a GenBank genome assembly. Lineage: Eukaryota; Metazoa; Platyhelminthes; Trematoda; Strigeidida; Schistosomatidae.